CGAGGAGCGAAUUCCGUUCCCCUUUUGUUCCCACCACCCCCCCUUACAUCUGGGUAAUACUUUCAGACGACGCCAGCCUUGAAUAUCGUAUUACCUACCUGCCUGGAAGCAGCAUUUCUUGAAUAAUUCCUGCCCGCUUGCCAGAAGUGCAUUACCUUUGUCAUCCCGCUCCCACCACCUCCAAGAUUCCCCGGCUCCGUUGUCGCCGUCCGCGCUCCUCUCUGCGGUAGAACACACAGAAAGCAGAACAAAGCACAACGCGACUCGCCUCGACUCCCAUAUCAGCAGCUUCGGCUUGCGCCACCGGCUACUGUCUCUUUCGGACCCUUCUCUCUAGACAUUCAACCAAAAUCCAAAGUUCUGGCCCGAUAACCAGACCCUGUCAUCCGUUCGGAGAGACAUGUGUUGAGCAGCAGUUCCUCAUUAGAAUUAAUCCCCGACUCCUUUGAGGUCAGCAGGUUUCUGCAGGAGCUUUGGGCAGCGAAUACGUACCCUACGAUUCACUACUCGCGCCGUCUGAGCUCUGCCACAGCCAGAGACACGAAGGGGGAAAAAAAAAAAACAGGCCGUUCGGGGCUAUUGUCUUCACUUGAACGAACCAAGUCAACACGUCCCUUUGGAUCUCUCGACAAGCGAGCGUGUGAUCGCUAAAGUGGAUUUACACCGUUUGCUGCUGUAGCUUCUCUCCGUCUCUCCCACUCUUGAUUCAAGUCACAGAGUCAGAGAGGCUACGCUUGUUUGCUGAUUCGAUUGACGUUACCGUCAUUCGAAAUCUCGAAACAGCGCUGGUCCCUCCUUGCCCGGGCCGACCCCCCUUCCAUCAUCACACAAAGACACGACACCCUUCACUGGUCGUCGGCAUCGUUUCAUCUGCCACCUGCCAAUUUUCUACCGUCUUCACGACAUCAACUUCGCCGCCGUUACCAGCGCGAUUUCUGCCUCGCUAUCAUUGCGCUGUCUGUCGACAAUGCUCAAUAUGUCUGGCAGUCACAUUGCGGGAAACCGCAACAGCACCCCGGAGGCCAACACAAACCCGUCUCUUCGCCCCCCCUCCUCGAGAGUUAUGGGAGCCAACAGCCACCUUCGAGCUUCUGCCGACAUGGCUGCGCUCUCCAACGCAUCUCCCUCGAGCCGGAUCCGCCCGUCGUCCGACUUCUAUGGCUCUCAGCAGGGCCAAGGCCAUAGUAACCCCGAGACCGAUCCCCAAGACAAGAUCGCCCAACAGUGGAUUGCCGAUAUCGACCAGUACGAGACGACUUUGGAAGAAAUGGCCGCUGCUACCCUCGACCAGGACUUCAAAGACGAACUAAGCGCUAUUGAGCAGUGGUUCAGGGUCCUCAGCGAGGCCGAGCGCACUGCUGCUCUGUACGCCUUGCUGCAGCAGACCACCCAAGUGCAGAUUCGAUUCUUCAUUCAGGUUCUACAGCAAAUGGGCAAGAACCACCCCAUGUCGGGCGUCUUGUCCCCGGCUAACUUCGAUAAAGAUCCAAUGUCGAACCGCCUGAGCGACGCCAUGAAUAAGCUGAAUGUCGAUUCAUCCAGGAACUCCCUCGCCCGCCCCACGAGCACUGCGACCGGCAAACGGCAAUCGGGACUUGAUCCCUCCACCAUCAAUGCAAUGUUUCCUGACGCCGCCGCAGCCAUUGCGACCGAGAAGGCCAAGUUCACCCAGCAGACGGGCAAUCCUCCCUCGUCCAACCGCAACAGCGCUGUAGGUGAUUCUCGGCAGUCUAUGGCUGCUCCAACAAUCGCGGGCCCUGCCGACAAUCACGACUCCAAUGGUCAAAACCAGUGGACUGGAGGCGAUCAAUCGGUUCAGGGAUCUAAAGCUCCGGGUGGUCAAACCCCGAUGGGUCAGUUUGUCCAGCCGCCCCCGUCGAGUGGUUUGAGGUCUCCUCGCCCGCCUCAGAUCUCGGGCAACCAGAAUAUUCAAAACACCACCUUGACGACCAACGACAAGCCGGCAGACCUUCCUCUCCUGUCCCCGUACAACCCGAGUGGUGGUAACUGGGCGUCGAUGGUCAAUACUCCGCUCGUGGCGAAUUUCAACGCCAAUACUAGCGGUACGCAGGCCGACAUGGUCGCAAAUGCCACCGCGAUGAAACUAGCAGCUUUGUCGACCGUUAACAAUCGCUUCGCUCUUGAUGAUGUUCGCAAGUAUCGCCGUGCCCGAUCCAACGAUGCUCCAGGUGCUCCAGGCCAGCAGGGUCUGCCUCAGAAUGCUCAGAUUCCCAAUACCAACGUGGUCAUGAUCAACGAGCACGGCCAGGUGCUUAGUCGCGAGCAGAUGAUUGCUUUGCAGGCACAAAACAUGGGCUUCGGCCAACAUCGAUCUCGGCCCAGCUCGCCUGGCAUUGCCAUGCAGCCCGGAGGCUUCGGGCCCAUGGCUUUCGCUUCUCCGCAAAACAAUGGGUUCCUCAGCGCCUAUGAUGGCGCAUCUCCUCUUCUCAACAACGGCAUCCCUUCAGUCAAUGUGGGCCAGCUAGGUGUAGGAACUCACGAAGGAUACCUGUCAGACCACUCCGAUAUGGUCCGUGGCCGAUCUCCCCGAGGUCGUAGGGGUAGCUCGAAGCCGCCUGAAGACCCGACAGACCCGACCCUUCUUCAGGAUAUUCCCAGCUGGCUGAGGAGCUUGCGGCUGCACAAGUACACUGAAAAUCUCAAAGACAUGAAGUGGCAUGAAUUGAUUGAGCUCGACGACAAGGCUUUAGAGGAUCGUGGAGUCAACGCCCUCGGAGCUAGGCGGAAGAUGCUCAAGGUUUUUGAGCAAGUGAAGGAGGCCAAAAAUGAUGGUAAGAUUGCUUAAAAGGAAUUUGACGGUUGAUGCAAGGAAGAUGUGUGCGGUUGUUCUUACCCCUUCACGGACACACAGACACAUUUACGCAUUCACGCGCCCAUAGGCCCAGUGGCCUCAAUGUGUUGUUGGAUAGACAACAAGCAUAGCAAGAGGGUAUAAGCCUGAGAAAUUGCGGGUGUGUAUUCGAAUAGUGGUCCGGAGGGUAGGUAAACCUCUACCAAGGGUUGGUUUUUGCUCACUCUGUGCUUCUGUACAUAUAUAAGAAGAUAACUCUACGUGUCCGGCUGCGCGCAAGGAAGCGCCUCCAUAUUUACAACGCGUGGCUGACGAUUGUUUGUGAGAGUCUCUAAUGGUUCUGAAACUCAGUCGCAUCGAGAAGGAGCGAUCAUGUCUUCGAGCGGCUGCUCGCGCCGAUUGUGUUAGAGUUGAAUAUCCGUUCUAGAACGUUAUUUUCAAACAC
Molecule: messenger RNA, 3257 nt
Organism: Colletotrichum scovillei
Lineage: Eukaryota; Fungi; Ascomycota; Sordariomycetes; Glomerellales; Glomerellaceae
Product: SAM domain-containing protein
Exons: 3
Coding region: 968-2806 (612 amino acids)
Biological process (GO): regulation of mRNA stability; nuclear-transcribed mRNA poly(A) tail shortening
Cellular component (GO): P-body
Molecular function (GO): translation repressor activity; mRNA binding; protein binding
Source: RefSeq, a predicted model, not a curated record